AUGAAUUUUAACACAAGCAAUCUUUCUGUUAAGAAUAGACUACGAAGGUCUAAAGAACUCAAGAUAUUCUUUAACCGUAAGAUAUCAACAUUCCAGCGGGGCCAAACCACUGACAAGGUUAAGCCUUCAUUUGGAGAUGACGUCAAAGCCUCGGAAGUUUUCUUAGAUCAUGAAUACCUCAAGUCUUUGCUAAUUAAAAGAAAGCCUUUGAGAAGUUCCAAAUAAGUCAAGGUUUCAGACAAUGACACUUGAUAAUUUUGGCAUUCACAAUACUCCUUCUCAUAUAAAGAACAACUCAUCAUUAAAUAGUAAGCCUAAGCGUAGGAAGUGAAGGAAGGGUUCUCCUUUGAAGUCAGAGUCUCGGAAUUCCAAGAAUCCCUUUAAGCAGAUCAGUCUAGAUGCAAAUUCUCAUGAUUACCAGAUGACCAAGUUGUAUCAUCCCAAUAUGAGCUUAGAAGAUGAGAGGAAUCAGAAAUUAUUAGAUUCUAAAUAAAUCCACAAGUAGUGCUUCAGAGCAUUGAAACUCCUUCUCUGGGGGUUCAAAGCCUCAUAGGAAAGGCAAGGCUUCGGAUAUUCUCUCCUUGGUGCAUAAUGCAGAGAGAAACAGAGCAUCGACAUCCCAUUCUAAAACUCGGAAACGGACGAUUGUUUAUCAAAGCAGAGGGAAAAGCCGUGAAAUAAAUAUCAAGAUUACUGAUAAUUAAAUUAUCUCUAGGAGUAAGAGAUCCUAAAAAUUCCACAAUUUUUCACAGGAGUUCAAGUCCUCGCAAAGGCUCGAGCUCAGUGAUGAGCAACAAAAGAGUCCUCCGUCUAGAAAAGGUUUAUAAAGACCUUGUUAGAAAAAGUCUGGGGAGACGAAGUGAGCCUCCUAAAUUCCUAGAAAUUUCGAAUUCUCAGCAGAAACUUUGUAGUUAUAUUAAAGGAUUUGACCAAUUUUUUCAAACCAUGCAAGGCAGAAAUAGUGGUUACAAAGAAAAACCACAUGAAGGUCAUACUCAGGAGAUAGAUGACGGAUUCGAAGAUCAAGUAUGAGAAAAUAAUUCUGUAAAAAGUAGAAACAGCCAACAAAAGAUCAUAAGCGUUCGCUUCAAUUCUACCAAGGACUAUUCAAAGGAUAUACACUCUUCAGAGAGGAGCCACCUUGAAUCAGUCAUUGAUGCAAGGUAUUCUACAAAGAAUGAAAUCAAGAGACCUCAACUCUAGACCAAUUACAGGCGGGCUCUGUAAAAUUUUCAUUUGCCAAAAAUGCAAAGAAGCGAAAGAAAGCUCCUCAAAAUCCAAAUAUGAAUAUAGGAGACGGGCUGAUGGAUAAAUACAAUCAAUUUAAACACCAAUUUGGAAGGAAGUAUAUAAUUCAUGAAUAUGAUCCUCCAGUUCUCCCUGAAGAGGGUAUCUCUCAGAAAGAAAUGAUAAACUACUAUCUCACAAGUCGACCGUAUCAAAUAAAUUCACAUUUGACAGACUGAGUUAAAAGAAUCAUCAAAAUUCAAUACAAAGGAUAUCUACUGGAUAUUGAGAAGAUAGGCAGGUUUUGUAAAACUAUUGAAUCCCAGACCUCCAGUAGAUUAGCUCGUAAAAAGAUAGGAAUAGAGAUUCAUAGAAUAGAGAAACGACUGAGUGCUUACAAGAAAUAUACAAAUUUGGCUCAAAAUUAGUACUAAAUUUCAAUAUUCUA
This is a messenger RNA of Moneuplotes crassus, 1675 nucleotides long. Lineage: Eukaryota; Ciliophora; Spirotrichea; Euplotida; Euplotidae. The record is from the annotation of a GenBank genome assembly.